Messenger RNA from Mesocricetus auratus (golden hamster), 969 nucleotides. Its product is annotated as olfactory receptor 2B2-like. The transcript has a single exon. NCBI's taxonomy places the organism in Eukaryota, Metazoa, Chordata, Mammalia, Rodentia, Cricetidae. The coding region runs from base 1 to 969 and encodes 322 amino acids. Gene Ontology annotation, cellular component: membrane. The record is from RefSeq and is a predicted model, not a curated record. Gene Ontology annotation, biological process: G protein-coupled receptor signaling pathway. Gene Ontology annotation, molecular function: G protein-coupled receptor activity; olfactory receptor activity.
AUGAAUCUGGCAAAUGAGAGCAUCCCAGGGGAGUUCAUUCUCUUAGGGUUUUCAGAUCGGCCAUGGCUGGAGCUGCCACUCUUUGUGGUGUUUCUGGUGUCCUAUAUCUUGACCAUCUUUGGGAAUAUGAUGAUAAUUCUGGUGUCCCGCCUGGAUGCCAAACUCCACACCCCCAUGUACUUUUUCCUCACUAACCUGUCCCUGCUGGACCUGUGCUACACCACGAGCACAGUCCCACAGAUGCUCAUCAACAUAUGCAGUGCCCAGAAGGUGAUCAGCUACGGUGGCUGCGUGGCCCAGCUUUUCAUUUUCCUGGCCUUGGGUUGCACAGAAUGUCUUCUCCUGGGUGUCAUGUCCUUUGACAGGUUUGUAGCCAUCUGUAGACCUCUCUAUUAUGCAGUCAUCAUGCACCAAAGACGCUGCCUCCACCUGGCGGCUGCAUGCUGGAUCAGUGGCUUCACCAACUCAGUAUUGCAGUCUACGUGGACCCUUCAGAUGCCACGGUGUGGUCACAAUAAAGUGGAUCAUUUCCUUUGUGAGAUCCCUGCCCUGCUCAGGUUGUCCUGUGUGGAUACGACAACAAUUGAAGCUGAACUCUUUUUCGUAAGUAUUGUCUUCCUUUUAAUACCUGUGACUUUCAUCCUCAUAUCAUAUACUUUUAUUGUUCAAGCAGUGUUGAGAAUCAGGUCAGCUGAAGGUCGGCGAAAGGCAUUUGGGACAUGUGGCUCCCAUCUAAUUGUCGUGGUACUUUUUUAUGGCACUGCCAUCUACAUGUAUCUGCAGCCCCCGUCCCCUGCCUCUAAGGACCGGGGAAAAAUGGUGUCCCUCUUUUAUGGGAUCAUCACCCCUAUGCUCAACCCUCUCAUCUACACACUUAGGAACAAAGAGGUAAAGUGUGCAUUUAUGAGGUUGAUGGCAAGGUCUUCUUGGUCACAAAGUAAGGACUACAAAGGACGUCUAUUUAUAUAA